Molecule: messenger RNA, 4908 nt
Organism: Diaporthe batatas
Lineage: Eukaryota; Fungi; Ascomycota; Sordariomycetes; Diaporthales; Diaporthaceae
Product: MCM DNA helicase complex subunit MCM6
Exons: 5
Coding region: 1807-4704 (965 amino acids)
Biological process (GO): double-strand break repair via break-induced replication; DNA replication initiation; mitotic DNA replication
Cellular component (GO): nucleus; MCM complex
Molecular function (GO): single-stranded DNA binding; single-stranded 3'-5' DNA helicase activity; ATP binding
Source: RefSeq, a predicted model, not a curated record
GAACUUUGACCAAACUGAAUUCCAGGAUGCCAAGCGAGAGCGUAGCGAUAGUGGCCCGGGCACAUCGAACAGUUUUGAUUGCCGAGUGCGGAGCUGUCAAGCAUUGGGAGAUCUAGCGAGGAUCAGAGCCAAAUCCAGGGUCGUAUGGUUGCAACGGCGCCGGCCCUGGGGACAAUUCGGGGGUCCAGUGCUUGUUGGUCCAGUGCUUUGAGAAUCUAUGCAGCCAGCGCACACCGCUCCAAUAUUCACUGCCCAGCCUGCCAGCCUGCCCAGUAGAAGCCGUCGCCAGAGAGGCCGUCAAACUGCACAACAUGUACGAGGCUCGCCAUCCAGAGUCCACAUACAACGAAGGAGCCGCGGGUCCACCUGUUCCUGGGGUGGUUCACGCCGAGUAAUAAACAUCAAAUCCAUGACGUCAAGACUUUUGAGCCGCGGGAUGCGAGUCUGUCGGGGGCUUUUCCUCGGCCUCGUUGUUGAGCCGGCGGACAGAACAGAAUGCGCAAAUGUCCGAAUGCGCCAUCAACGCCGUCCGUUGUGCUUGACACGGUUUUGGACUGUGUGGUGAGACUACCACUACAGUAGAUAGACUGACAGACUUGCGAAAGGCCUAGCAUGCAUCAUCAUCACCCCCCAUCCAUGCAAGGGCCAAGAGGCUGCCAAGGGGGGUCCCCGUGGAACCCUGACCUGGCGAGCCGGAGAUAAGGGUCGCCUUAUCGUGCAUGCAUCAAUUUACGCGUCGGAACACGCCUCAAUGGUGACCCGCCCGCGUCCAGCUCCGACUCUACGUGCUAGGACAGCGAAGAAAGGACCUCAAAGUACAUUUUGAAUAUUCGACAAAACGCCUUGCGACAUGGAGCAGCCGAUGCUUUCAGUCGACCAGCACAAGGGGCCCUCUUGUAGCAAGUCAACGCCCAAUGUCCUCCCCUGCCGCAUCCAGCACGACGGGCCCGUCAGCGAGGUAGACUCGUACUGGAAACCAUCACAGGAGCCAGGUGGCAAACGGGUGGCUUACUUCAGAGGCCGGAAGCUGCAUGGCAGAGCCCUGCGACUCCCAGAGGGUUACCGGGGCGUCGUGGUCGACAAGACAGAACCUCCAAAGCCUCAUGGACCCAGGCCAGACGAGCCUGAGGUUGUCGAUUUGGACGCCGAGGAUGAGAUGUCGCUAGGCGCGCUUGAGACGAGGGCAGAGUUUGACGAGAUAGUAAUCUGGGGUCACGAAUCUGUGGCGGACACAAACUCUGACCCAUACGUCAGAGGAGUUGAAGAGUGGAUCAAACUAGCAGAGAAGAUACAUGCCUACGAGGCAAAGGGGCAGUAAACUGUUGUUACCAGGGGAGGUUUGGAGUUUGCCUCCUCAUACCUUACCUCACGCUUUGCGUGCUUUCAAUGCUCGAGGUUUCUUGUUCUACUACGAAAACGAAAUGGGACCGGCGAAACCAUGGGGACUCCAUCCUGACUUGUUCAGGCACAUGUUCCCAUUCAUUCGUGGGUGGUCAGGUGGAAGACGAAGAUGCCUAGGUUGACUGCAAGGUAGAUGUUGGUUGGCUGGUUGGCCAAGGCGCGGACUAAAAACAGACUUCCAUUUACGGCCUAGCCUUUAUGCAGCCACUUUACGAUGCCGCGUCCAUGACACGCGACGCGACUUCUACGCGUUCCACAAUUAAUCGGGCAAUUGAUUGCACAUGCGCGCUCCAAACUCUUGCCUGUCUUGACUCUUGACAUCUCAGCCUCCUGCCCGCCCGACCCCUCCUUCCACCACUUUGAUCUUCACAUCACCCUCCUCCCAUAGGCAAUUGUUAUCUCAAGAUGGCAACGGCAGCAACAGCGUCCAGCGAGGCUGGCUUUCCCAUGUCCGACGGCCCUUCCAGAACCCCAAGACAACGGCGCGGGAACCCGUCGAGUUCUUCACUGGGUGGCCGGCCCCGCGGUCCUCCUUCCGAGAGCAACGGCGCACCCAGUGAUGAUGAGGGCAACGAGGGUUUUGAAGAUGACCAGAUCCCCAACAGGCGGCCAGCAGACACACAAAAUAUCCCAAAGGUCGAGGACAAACUAGGCGUCUUGGUCCAGAAGCACUUCGAGGACUUCAUCGAGGGGUUCAUAGAAGAUCCUACCUCUUCAGGCCCUCCAACAUCCAGCGCCAUCACCACAGACAAAUACUACGUCGCCCAGAUUCAUGGCAUGCGCGCGUACGCACUGUCAACCUUUUAUGUCGACUUCAAACAUCUUCAAACAUGGACUGACGGCACGCUUGCGGACGGUAUUGUUGAUCAGUACUAUCGGUUCUUGCCCUACCUUACCGCCGCUCUGCACAACAUGAUCGCCAAACACGAGCCGGCCUACUUCCGCGAGCAUCGCCAGCCCACUGCGUCUAGCACCAUGACCACCUCUGGGGCCAGCAACGUGGGCUCUGGCAGCCAGUCGGGGCCAGGCAGCAAGACCACAAACCAGCAGACAGACAAGGUCUUCUCUAUUGCCUUUUACAACCUGCCAUUGGUCUCCAGGGUCCGCAGCCUCCGCGCUGGAAAUAUUGGCCAGCUGCUGUCCAUCUCAGGGACCGUGACCAGGACAUCCGAGGUGCGACCCGAGCUCUCAGUCGCCACCUUCGUGUGCGAGGCAUGCCGUGCCGUCAUUCCCAACGUCGAGCAGACUUUCCGCUACACCGAGCCCACCCAGUGCCCCAACGCAACUUGCAACAACCGCCAGGCGUGGCAGCUCGACAUCCGCCAGAGCACCUUCAUCGAUUGGCAAAAGGUCCGAAUACAGGAGAACAGCUCCGAGAUCCCCACUGGAAGCAUGCCUCGGACUAUGGAUGUCAUCCUGCGCGGCGAGAUCGUUGACCGGGCCAAGGCCGGCGAGAAGUGCAUCUUCACCGGUGCUCUGAUCGUUGUGCCAGACGUCAGCCAACUGGGUCUCCCUGGAAACCAUGCCCAAGCUUCCCGUGACGAUCGCAACAACCCUCGCGGUGGCGAUGCCGGCGGCAGUGGUAUCAGUGGCUUGAAGGCACUUGGCGUCCGCGAUCUGACAUACCGCCUUGCGUUCCUCGCCUGCAUGGUUGCUCCCGACACCACAAACCUGGGAGGUGGCGUGACAGACAUCAUUGCUUCCCUGAACUCUUCUAAUAACGAGAAUGCGCAGCAGGCCCAAGAGGCAGUCCUUGCUUCAUUUGGACCGUCAGAGAUCGAGGAUCUCCGAAAAAUGGUGCACAGCGACCACAUCUACUCGAGGCUCGUCAACUCCCUUGCACCAAUGGUGUACGGCCACGAGGUGGUCAAGAAAGGUCUCCUGCUCCAGCUCAUGUCUGGUGUGCACAAGUCCACUGCAGAGGGCAUGCAGCUGAGAGGUGACAUCAACAUCUGCAUCGUCGGCGACCCAUCCACCUCCAAAUCGCAAUUUCUGAAGUACGUCUGCUCAUUCGCACCACGAGCAGUCUACACUAGCGGAAAGGCGUCUUCGGCUGCCGGUCUGACCGCUGCAGUCGUGAAAGAUGAGGAGACGGGCGAGUUCACCAUUGAGGCCGGUGCUCUAAUGCUUGCUGACAAUGGCGUCUGUGCUAUCGACGAGUUCGACAAGAUGGACAUUGCCGAUCAGGUUGCUAUCCAUGAAGCUAUGGAACAGCAGACAAUAUCCAUCGCCAAGGCUGGUAUUCAAGCCACCCUGAAUGCCCGAACGUCAAUUCUUGCUGCUGCCAACCCUGUCGGCGGCCGGUACAACCGCAAGACCACCCUGCGCGCCAACAUCAACAUGUCCGCCCCCAUCAUGUCCCGUUUUGAUCUGUUCUUCGUCAUCCUCGACGAGUGCAACGAAAAGGUCGACCGCCACUUGGCUGAGCACAUAGUUGGCAUCCACCAACUGCGUGACGACGCGGUCGAGCCUGAAUUCAGCACAGAGCAGCUCCAGCGAUACAUUCGAUUCGCGCGUACCUUCCGGCCCGAGUUCACCGAAGAAUCCAAAGAAGUUCUCGUUGAGCGGUAUCGCGAGCUACGUGCCGACGAUGCGCAGGGGGGCAUGGGAAAGAAUAGCUACCGAAUCACGGUGCGUCAGCUGGAGAGUAUGAUCCGGUUGUCCGAGGCCAUUGCCAAGGCCAACUGUGUGGAGGAGAUCACGCCGGACAUGGUAAACGAGGCGUAUAAUCUCCUCAGGCAGAGCAUCAUCUCCGUCGAACACGACGACGUCGAGGUCGCUGAGGAUGAUGAGCAAGUAGAGGACGCCGAGACCCUCCUGCGUGCCGCCUCGGAAGCUGCCGGCGUCCCCGCAGACCAGGAUGGCGAUGCAGAGAUGGGCGAGGAGCACGCGGACGAGGAGAUGCCGGAGGCUGGCGGGGGGCUCGCCAGGCCGGAGAGGCGCAAGCAGACGAUCUCGUACGACAAGUAUAUCAGUAUGGUCAACAUGAUCGUCCAGCGCAUCGCCGAUGACGAAGCUGGAAGUGGGGAGGGCAUCGAGGGCGAGGCAUUGAUUCAGUGGUACUUGGAGGAGAAGGAGGACGACCUCCAGGGCGAGGAGGACUACAGCCGGGAGCACGCGUUGGCAAAGAUGGUGCUGAAGAAGAUGGUCAAGGACAAUAUUCUCAUGGGAAUACGCGGCCAAGGCAUGACUCCUGCUGCCGACGAUGCCGCCGAGGGAUCUGCAGCGCCGCAGGCCGAGGCCCGGGGCCAGGACAUCGUCUAUGUGCUUCACCCGAACUGUGCGCUUGAGGAGAUCAGCUAGUAAUGUCCUCUAUUGCCGUGAGAUGUUGGCCAGUUUCUUAGUACUAUUCCAGGAUGGAGUUUCGGAGUACAGGAUCAUAAACGACGCUUUACGAGACAAAGUAAAUUGGAGGGACGGGCAAGCCAUGAUUGAUAAUGUGUAUAGUGUAUACCGCUCGAGUGUGUAUUUAGAUGCAAUGACUGCGCUAUGCACUGAUAUUGGAAA